Messenger RNA from Theileria equi strain WA, 1595 nucleotides. RefSeq lists its product as hypothetical. The transcript is spliced from 6 exons. The record is from RefSeq and is a predicted model, not a curated record. Lineage: Eukaryota; Apicomplexa; Aconoidasida; Piroplasmida; Theileriidae. Bases 829 to 1533 code for a protein of 234 amino acids. Gene Ontology annotation, cellular component: precatalytic spliceosome.
AAUAGGUAUUGUUAUCCUAACGAUAUUAUUCGUUGUCAUUGUACCAAAAAUUAUAUAAUAUCAUGGUGUAUCCAAAUAAAUACAGCUAUAUCUGUAUAAAAUACGAAUUAUUUCCAAAUACUAUAAAACAACGAAAAAUCAACGCGAAAAUAUGAAACAAAAAAACAAUUCAACUAGUAAAAAAGGAGAGAAAACGUUCCUAAUAAAAUACUCAUACUUUAAUAUAAAUACAUGAAGGCAAAAAUGAUAAAAUAAAAUAAACAUAGUGACGAAAUAGUUCAAGUAUCUAAAAGAUGGGUACACCCAUGAGUUUAAUCUGCAUCAACUGAUAGAUGCCGGAAAUUGAAUGGCAUUAAAUGUACUGACUUAUUUUAGAUCAGCACCGAAGUAUUGCUGAAGAUCAAAACGUUCCAAUAUUAUAUUAGGGAAUUUUACAGAUUUAAGGAUCUAUUCAUGACCUUUGUGGACUUCAGAACUAAAACCAGAGAUUAAAAAUAGAUAAAAGUACAAGUAGCAGAAACAACUAUCUUUAGGGAAAACAAGUAUGAAGUAAGAUAAACAUUACUCGCAAGCGAAAGAGAUUAGGAUAAAGUCCAAAGGUGGAAUUAAUUUGUCAUAAAAUAAUCAAUACAAACGGAACCAGUCGAUACAAUCUGUCCCUGUGUAACUGCCCAAAGCAAAUUGGGCUCUCCAAGAGGAAUCAUCCUAGAAAAUAAGCCAAAAAUUUAACAUGGCCGUGAUUGGCCUAAAAAUAUUCUAAUUUGUGAUUAAAUCCACUAGCAUCGACGUAUUUGAACAUUUGACAGAGAUUUCAGGAGUUUGGUAACAAUGUAUGACCACAAUACUUAUAGCCAACCAGAAGCCAGCUCAAUAUCGUACAAUCACUCUGAAAAUACUGGAAAUUCGGAUAGUAAGGCUUCAGCACCAUCGCAUGAAAUAAAUACUCAAACUAUCACUCCGGAACAGAUGGCUAUGAUCCAGCAAUAUAAUUACUUAAACUACUACAAUCAGGGAUAUUACGCAAUUCCGGAAGCAGGCCAAUUUGAAGGUAUACAACGGUGUCAUAUGCAUAGUAAACCGGAUUUGAAUUGUAAAUUCUGUAGAAAAUAUAAAUCCUCGGUUCAUGAAAUAAGCCGUUUGGCUCAGCAAAAACAAUCAAUUCAAACCUUAGAAGAGAAGCGAAACACGAUACAAAUGACAAAUUCUACUACCUAUAAUUUAAAUAAUUUGUUGCGGAACAAUAUAUUAGCGUCGGAGUAUUACAAAUCUCUAUUUUCUAUGCAAACAUUUCAAGACGUUGUAAAUGAAUUAAUUCAGUAUGGAACCCAUGCAGAGCCUUAUUGUUCUACAGCUACUCGGGCUCCAUCUACUCUCUUUUGUUGUCUAUACAAAUUCUUUACCAUGAAAUUGACGGAAAAACAGAUGUAUAGUCUGUUAGAUAAUAGUAAAUCACCCUACCCACGUUGCUGUGGUCUUUUAUACUUGAGAUAUGUCUUACCUCCUGAUAAGUUAUGGAAUUGUCAGUGCCGAUAAUCAAAAGCAGACUACAAUUGGAGAAUUUGCAGAGUCUCUUGUAAUGGAUGAUAAAUAUUUUA